GCCCGCGGUGAGGGCAGGUGUCCGGCUGCGUCGACCAUUUGGGUUUGGGAGUUUGCGUCCUCACCCCGCCGAGGCCGUAGGGCCGGUCAGUGCAGGCAGCGGGACGCACCAUGGUCCAUCUGACUACCGUCCUCUGCAAGGCCUACCAUGGGGGCCACUUAACCAUCCGCCUUGCUCUGGGUGGCUGCGCCAACCGGCCCUUCUACCGCAUUGUGGCUGCUCACAACAAGUGUCCCAGGGAUGGCCGUUUCGUAGAGCAGUUGGGUUCCUAUGAUCCACUGCCCAACACCCAUGGAGAAAAACUCGUUGCCCUUAACCUGGACAGGAUCCGGUAUUGGAUUGGCUGUGGGGCCCACCUCUCUAAGCCUAUGGAAAAGCUUCUGGGUCUUUCUGGCUUUUUCCCUUUGCAUCCUAUGAUUAUCACAAAUGCUGAGAGACUGCGAAGGAAACGGGCACGUGAAGUCCUCUUAGCUUCUCAGAAAACAAAUACAGAAACUUCGGCAACAGAAACAAGCUGACUGCAGUGAGCAUAGCCGUGGGAAUAAGAUCAAGGUCCUUUUAAAACACUUGUGCAGAGAUCUUAAAAUUUGUUCAAUUUGGAGGUCAAUAAAUGGAGUUCUUUGA
Messenger RNA from Propithecus coquereli (Coquerel's sifaka), 624 nucleotides. It is a transcript of the gene MRPS16, whose product is annotated as mitochondrial ribosomal protein S16. The transcript has 3 exons. Gene Ontology annotation, biological process: mitochondrial translation. Lineage: Eukaryota; Metazoa; Chordata; Mammalia; Primates; Indriidae. Gene Ontology annotation, molecular function: structural constituent of ribosome. Gene Ontology annotation, cellular component: ribosome; mitochondrial small ribosomal subunit. The record is from RefSeq and is a predicted model, not a curated record. Bases 111 to 518 code for a protein of 135 amino acids.